GUCUGGAAAGUGCGCUCCGGGAGGGCUGACCCGAGGCGCGCCUGCAGACACGCGGAGAAGGUGGGCGCUUCAGAGAGUCCCUUUCCUAGACACUGGGUGCUAGGUCCGACUAAGAGCCCACGGGAGAGUGAGCCUCCGUGGGUGACUGAAAUGCUGAGAAGACCAGCGUGGUGGCUGGAGACCCCGCUGGGUGGGCGGCGCGCGGCCUCUUCCGGUUUCGGAGGCGUGUGAGGCCUCUUGUCUCCUGCCGGUGCGUGAGGCCGCGGCUCCCGAACCCGGAAGGGGCGGCGGCGGACCGGCGACAGUUGCGAAGAUCCUCCCUCUCCACGUGCUAACCCGGUUCCCUGCUCGUUCCGCGGUUCCGCGCUUGGGCUUUGGCUACUGUCUGCAGCACUUUUCCCGACCGGCCUCUCAGGACGUGCUUCGGACGCACCCAAGCCCAGAUGAGGCGGCAAACAGAGGCUACCAAGAGAAAGCACCAAGUGUCCAGUGAUGCUCCACCAGCAAAACGGAGGAGUGAAAUAUCCUCUGUUUUGGCCAAGAAAGCCAGUGAUAAAGAAACUCAGAGAACAUUUAAAGGGAAUACACACAAAACGUUUCCUCCAAAGAAGUAUUUGGACAGUAUAGGCAAUGGAAGGCAAGAGGAGAAGCUAUGCAUCAAGACUUCGUCGCUGUUUAAAAACAACCCUGAGAUCCCAGAACUCCACAGCACUGUAGUGAAGCAGGCUCGAGAGCAAGUGUUCUCUCCAGAAGCUUUCCAGGAGCUGGACCUCCACCCACAUCUAAUUUCUACAAUAAAUACAGUCUUAAAAAUGUCCAUUAUGACCAGUGUUCAGAAGCAGAGUAUACCAGUGCUGCUGGAAGGCAGAGAUGCCCUAGUGCGGUCCCAGACGGGCUCAGGUAAAACUCUUGCUUAUUGCGUCCCUGUGGUCCAGUCUCUUCAAGCACUGACAUCAAAAAUACAGCGCAGUGAUGGACCCUAUGCUUUGGUCCUAGUGCCCACCAGAGAGUUGGCUCUGCAAAGCUUUGACACUGUUCAGAAGCUACUUAAGCCAUUCACCUGGAUUGUUCCUGGAGUGUUGAUGGGCGGAGAGAAGAGAAAAUCGGAAAAAGCUAGACUCCGAAAAGGCAUAAAUAUCCUUAUCUCCACUCCUGGCCGUCUAGUGGAUCAUAUAAAAUCCACAAAGAACCUUCACUUUAACCGAAUACGGUGGCUGAUUGUGGAUGAAGCAGACAGGAUCUUGGAUUUGGGUUUUGAGAAGGACCUCACAGUGAUUCUGAAUGCUGUAAAUGCUGAGUGUCAGACACGGCAGAAUGUCCUCCUGUCAGCGACACUCACAGAAGGUGUAACACGGCUAGUUGAUAUCAGUUUGCACAAUCCAGUCAGUAUCUCUGUCCUGGACAAAAACUGCAACCAGCCCAAUCCUAAGGAAGUUGCUAGGAUCCAGCUCAGCAGCUUUGCCAUACCAGAGAGUCUCGACCAGCAUGUGGUGUUGGUUCCCAGCAAGCUACGUCUUGUCUGCCUUGCAGCCUUCAUCCUGCAAAAGUGCAAGUUUGAGAAGAACCAGAAGAUGAUUGUCUUUUUCUCCAGUUGUGAAUUGGUGGAGUUCCACUACAGCCUCUUCCUUCACACCCUGCUUUGCCACUCAGGGACCCCUACAGCAGAGCAUCUGCCAUCUGCCUCCUGGCCACUGAAAUUCCUUCGGCUACAUGGCAACAUGGAGCAGGAGGAAAGAACAUCUGUGUUUCAUGAGUUCUCCCAUUCUGAAACAGGAGUCUUACUCUGCACAGAUGUUGCGUCUCGGGGCUUGGAUCUCCCACAAGUCACCUGGAUUGUUCAGUACAGUGCUCCGUCUUCACCUGCAGAGUACAUUCACCGCGUCGGAAGAACUGCCCGGAUUGGCUGUCAUGGGAGCAGCCUGCUCAUUUUGGCUCCUUCGGAGGCAGAAUAUGUCAACUCGUUGGCUUCUCACAAAAUCAAUGUUGGUGAGAUUAAGAUGGAAGAUAUUUUGGCUGUCCUGGCAAAGGAUGAUUGUUUUAAAAGGAAACAAAGGGGAGCCCAGAAAUCCCGUGCCAGUGGCCCCCAGGAAAUCCGAGAACGAGCCACAGUAUUGCAGACAGUGUUUGAAGAUUAUGUGCACUCCAGUCAGAGGAUGGUCUCCUGGGCUAAGAAAGCCCUGCAGUCCUUCAUCCGAGCCUAUGCCACCUACCCCAAGGAGCUGAAGUCCAUCUUCCAUGUCCGAGCCCUACAUCUUGGGCAUGUGGCUAAGAGUUUUGGACUAAGAGAUGCUCCUAGAAACCUCAGUGUCUCUGCUGUGAAGAAGGCAAGCUUAAAAAGGCCUCACCCUCGGAGGAAGACCCAGAGGAAGCAACACCUUGUGCCUGCUGAAGUCCUGCACUCAGAACACUCAAGUGGACUGGAGGGUGGUGGUACGAAGGGCAGAAAGCAAGGCAAACAGCAGGGCCUUCAGGUGGCACCCAGCAAGCCGGGGCCAUGGAGAGAAUGAAGCUGCUUCUACAUCCAGAAGGCUCACCACCGGCCAGCAAGCUUCUUUUGGUUUUUUUUUUUUUUUUUUUUAGUUUCUACAGGACCGGGUCAGGGUGGAUCCAACAUGACCUCGAGGCUUUAGACUGAUGUCCUGUUCUUAUCAUCAAAGCUUCUGAAAAAUAACUGGCACCUCUCCCUGAAUACAGACUCUCAAGAGGGCAGAUCCUCGCCUGUUGGAGGAGGAGCCCCGAAUGAAACAAAGUAGGCAGGGGCUGGCUGGUGCUAGACAGUCACCCACCUUUGGCCAAGCUUCUUGUGAGAUUGCUCAUGGACAGCAAGCAUUCUGUGUGUCAGCCUGGAUGAGUGGAGCUCCUGGCAAGCUUGCCAGAUUAAGCAGCCACACGUGUAUUGCAUGAGUAUUGUAGGAUCAAAGAUGUUAAAAACUGGAAUUGAACUUUGUACAGAGGGGUAAAGUAUUUGUUGAAUA
Molecule: messenger RNA, 2975 nt
Organism: Mus caroli (Ryukyu mouse)
Lineage: Eukaryota; Metazoa; Chordata; Mammalia; Rodentia; Muridae
Gene: Ddx31
Product: DEAD-box helicase 31
Molecular function (GO): nucleic acid binding; ATP binding
Source: RefSeq, a predicted model, not a curated record